This is a messenger RNA of Drosophila guanche, 2539 nucleotides long. RefSeq lists its product as uncharacterized. The record is from RefSeq and is a predicted model, not a curated record. The transcript is spliced from 3 exons. Lineage: Eukaryota; Metazoa; Arthropoda; Insecta; Diptera; Drosophilidae. The coding region runs from base 637 to 1908 and encodes 423 amino acids.
AUUUUUUAAUUUUCGAUCGUGCGGUUCGUUGCGCGCGCUCGUUUGGUUGUUGGUUGAAAAAAAAUCGUAUUUACGAACUGUUUGUCAUCAAAAGUUAACAACAAAAACGAAUUGCUGUGGCUUCGCGUGUGCCCUUCGUAUCGUGUAUUUACCGUUAGUUUGAAAGUGAAAAAAACGUGCAAAAAGGAAUAAACAAAUUCAAUGAAACAUAAACAAAAUAAGUGCUCAAAAUCGUGUGACACACUUAAGGCCCUGGCCAACGCCUGGCUUUUGACGGACGGACGGGCGGCGCUCGUCUCCACUAAUUGCUGACACAAAUAAUUUCACUAACUGGCGGAACAUAAGAAAAGUGAAGAAGAAAGAAGAAAAAAAACGACGCAAAAAGAGAGCAAAAUUGAAUUUACGAUCCGCAUCAAAGUCAAGUCACUCUGUCACGGUGUCGCGCUGCUCGACUUUAACUAAUUUAAUGAUCAAAAGUAAUACAAUUUUUUUGGCGCACUCCGUGCACUGUGUUCGGUGUUAAUUGAAAGUGUCACGCUUCGUCUAAAUUAUAAUUCCCCCCAAUCGACUGGAGCGUCAUUGUAUCUCUUGUAUGAGUGUCUGUGUGUGGAGUGCAACCUGUGUGCAACGUCCACAAUGUGGCCGAGAGAAGUGGCUCAAAGUGAAAUAAUGUGCCGAAUUGUGUGGCUAGCAUUAAUGGUCUCGGGGGCGGCCCAGGCGGCGACACCCUUUGCAAAGGAGUACCGCAGCGCGGGUCUCUUCAAGGGCAACACCCUCGUCGAUUUGGAUGGAUCCACCACCCUGGACAUGGCCAUGGAGAAGCCAACGAGCAGCAGUGGUCUCCAGACGGCAGGCUUCAAAGCGGAAUCGUCGGUGAUUCUGCCGGGCAUCCAUUUAAGUUCAGGCUGCCCCGCAUCGACGAGCUCCCACUGCCUGCGCUGCAACAAGGCCGGCUGCAUCAAGUGCCCCAUGUACCUGGUGACCGACACACGCCAGUGCGUGGAUCAAUGCCCCGCCGGCUACCUGGAUCAGUGGUCAGCGCACACAGAGUUCAUGGGUCGCGUCUGUGUGCCCAAUGGCUACUCUGGACCGCUGAUGGCCGCCCUGGCUGGUCUACUUGGUGGCUUUCUCGUGUGCCUCUCCCUGCUGGCCGUGGCCGUGAUGCUGGUGCGACGCAAGCGGCGUAGGAAGUCCGUCAAGCAGAAGCUCAUCAAUGAGAACACCAUGGACCGGGCGGACUUUAUGCGGCAGCUGAACGAGAUGCGUCCCAAUGCGGAGUACUUUCUGGCCAUGCUGAACGACACCCGGCGUCAGAUCCGCAAGCUCUACUUGUCCGGCGAGGUGGCGGCGGCCAAUUCGUACCGCCCUAUUGUACGGGACUUGGCCAAGCUGCUGAUUCUGCUGAAUCGUCCCAUCGAGCUGAUUCCCACGCCGCCGCACGACUGGUCGCGGCUGCACGCCUGGUCGGAGCAGGCCCUGGAGCGGUACAAGCCGCAGGUGGGCCAACUGAUUGACUUCUUCCAGGCCUCGCAUGGCGGCGUUGGCGGGCUGCGUGGCGGCCACCAGGAGGUGCUCUAUGCAGCGCCCAACAAAAAGUCGCAGGCGAGCAUCUUCAGGCACCAGCAGGUGACUCCAGUGUCGUCGGCGCCCCAGGGGGUGGCCGGGGAUCUGCUGGCGGGCGAUCGCAACAGCAGCGCAUCCGCACAGCAGAAGCUGCAUCUGUUCGGAUCGCUGAUCAGCCUGCACGAGUUCGAGGAGCCGCGCGCCUCGGAUCCCUUUGGCAGCAGCUUCAAUACGCUGAAGAGCGGCAAUCUCAUUUCAGAUCUCAAUGCCAGCUCGCUCUGGCUGGAGGAUGAGUUCUACAAGCUGGGCUUUCGACCGCAGGACGAGAUCACCACAGAGCUGUAGAGGCGCUGCAGCAGCGCACACGCUCAAAUCGCUCAAAAGAAGUAUUAAUCCUGGCUGACGACGCUACACGGUUCAUGUCUAGCGUCUGCUUCAGCUGUGGGGAGGUAGCAGCAUUUGCGUGCACAUUCCGCCAGGCCAUCAACACAAAGCUUCAUCAUCAUCAUCGUCAUCAUUGAUCAUCGAACAAGCAAACUGAGACGCCAUUUAGCUGCAGUCGCUAAAUGUCCACGUUUAGUUUAGUUAAAUCAGUUAAGCAAGCAUAAAAACUAGUCACGUAAAAUCACAAAAGAAACAAAACACAAAACAAAAACGAUGCCUGCACGAGGAGGAGGAGGAGGAGGAGGAGUGUGGAGGCGAAUGGAAAAGCAAAUGGAAAUCGCGUGGAAAAUGAAUUUAGUUUUUAUAGAUUUUACAAAAAUCGCAAACUUCAUGUAACGAACAAUAUUCAAUAUACUACCAUAUACGAUAUAGAUAGAGAUACCAUUCAGAUAAAGAUAAUGAUAAUGAUUAAAGUAAAGAUAUUUAGCUGUAGUUUCUAUGGUAUGCUUAUAGCUAGAGCCUACGCCUAAAUAGACAGAGAUUAUAAUGCUUAGUGAAUACAAAAUGGAAAAUAAAUUCAUGUGCCUAAAGA